AUGGGGGACUUUAAUGCCAAGAUAGGAUCAGACUUUAAAAUAUGGGCACCUGCCUUAGGCAAGUUUGGACUUGGAGUGAUGAAUAGCAGAGGAGAAAAGCUAAUGGAGUUCUGUAUGAUCCAUAGACUAGCAGUCAGUAACACAUACUUCCAACAUAAGGACUGUCGAAGAGCAACUUGGACUUCGCCAGGUGGCCUAUAUAAGAACCAGAUUGACUUUAUCUUGGUGUACCAAGAUGACUUAAAGAGCAUCAAAAAUAGUAGGUCGUUCUGCUCUGCUGACAUUAGGUCAGAUCUCAACCUUGUUUUAGCCAAUGUACAGUUUCAGCCACCAAAAGCUAGAAGAAUAAAGAGCGUACAGAAGUCAUAUGAUGUGGGCAGGUUUAAAAACCCAUCUGUUGCUGAAGAAUUCCAAGCCCGAAUUGGUGGAGCGUUCGAACCAUUGUUGCUGCUGGAAGAUACAGACAUAGAUGAGCUCUGGUUAAGGUUCAUGAAUACAACCAACGAGAUUACCAAGCAAGUUGUUGGCAUCAGGAGAGGGAAACAAGUGAAACAUCUCCGAGAACAUGUGAGAGAUGCUUGUGAACUCAGAAGGAAGGCUAGGGUAACUAAACUGAACUCACCUCAUAAUAAUCAUAAUAUUAUGAAGUACCGGCGCCUUAACAAAAAAGUUAAAUAUGAAGUCAAAAAGUGGAAGAGGGAAACUCUCAAGAAAGAAGUAGAGGAAAUGGAGGCAGCACAGGCACGAAAUGACAGCCAUGAGCUAUUUAAGAAAGUAAGAAAACUAGCUGGUGAGAAGGAGAGGAUACAGCCAGCAGCCAAGAACAAAAAGGGGGUCCUCAAAACUGCUCCAGGAGAUGUUUUGGAUUGUUGGAAAGAACAUUUCAGCACCCAUCUUAAUACAGAGUUCCCGAGAGACACCAACACACUUCGCAAUAUACCUGAACCUCCUCCUACUGAAAACCAGACUUAA
Messenger RNA from Strongylocentrotus purpuratus (purple sea urchin), 972 nucleotides. RefSeq lists its product as uncharacterized. Bases 1 to 972 code for a protein of 323 amino acids. The transcript has a single exon. The record is from RefSeq and is a predicted model, not a curated record. Lineage: Eukaryota; Metazoa; Echinodermata; Echinoidea; Camarodonta; Strongylocentrotidae.